This is a messenger RNA of Acaulospora colombiana, 608 nucleotides long. NCBI's taxonomy places the organism in Eukaryota, Fungi, Glomeromycota, Glomeromycetes, Diversisporales, Acaulosporaceae. The record is from the annotation of a GenBank genome assembly.
GGGGGAAUGCUAGUGGCCCUAAGGAUAUCAGGCCGAUACGCGAGAAACAAUAUCAAUUAGAGUCUAUAAAAAUAAUAGCCGAAUAUUUAAACGAAGCCGAGUAUAAGUACAUAGUCGAUGAAAGGUUAUUUCAAAUGCCCACGGCAAAAGAAUACCACGCAAUUUUCAAAUUUGUAUUUCAGAGGCUCGAUCCCGGGAAAGACAUAACAAAAAUAGAGGAAAUUGUAAAUGUCUUAAGAUGGAUAAAGUGUGUAUUUGAGACUAGUCAAAAGUCUUUUGGUAUCCAUAUGCACAUGAAAUCUCGAAAUCUUCUUUACAAGCUGUCGGGAACGUGCAAACAUGGCCAAACCUUCUUGACCUGGGAAAUCAUUGAUCAAUUAGAAAAAGAGGCAGAGGGAGAACCGGCACCAUUUAAUCCCGAUACAGCAUUUUUUUCUUACAUCACCAAAGCUUACAAUGUGUUUCUGGAGGGCGAGGAUGAUUAUUCGGAGAUGGCGGAAGAGCUAGAUGCUGCAUAUGAACAAAGUAACGCGGAGAUAGUCGCUCAAACUGCCGAUUUACAAAAGAAUGUCGACGCGCUUGAAAAGGAAUUGAAUGAAAUGUGCGAG